Messenger RNA from Cryptotermes secundus, 1017 nucleotides. Its product is annotated as lysozyme C-like. The transcript is spliced from 5 exons. Bases 44 to 457 code for a protein of 137 amino acids. The record is from RefSeq and is a predicted model, not a curated record. Lineage: Eukaryota; Metazoa; Arthropoda; Insecta; Blattodea; Kalotermitidae.
CACUGCCAGGUUCACAGUUAUUCUGUUACAGAUCAAGACCACAAUGAGAGCAGUCAGUGUUUGCCUGAUCCUACUUCUUGUGACGUCUCAUAUGUCCGUCGCCAAGAAAUUCACCAAGUGCCAGUUCCUGAAAGAACUAAAGAAAGGAAACGCUGCAAAAAAAGAUUUAGCAACCUGGGUGUGUAUAGCUCAGCAUGAGAGCGGUUUGAAUACAAGAGCUAGGGGCGGGCCCAACAAGGACGGAAGUUAUGACAAUGGAAUAUUCCAGAUCAACGACAGAUACUGGUGCAAAGAAAAAGGCGUAGGCGGAAGUUGCAACAUUAAUUGUGCAAAACUCAGAGACGACAACGUGGCCGAUGACAUCAAAUGCGCAUUGAAGAUCAAGAAGUCUCAAGGAUUUAAGGCUUGGGUCACUUACCCGAAAUAUUGCAAGAAGGCUACCUUACCCAGUUGUUGAAGUCGCCCCCAAAAUCCACUGGCUUAUUCAGAAAAUAAGGAAAAUAAUUCAGGCCAAAUAACAAUGGAAAAUGACCUCAAUGCAUUGACUUCUAUACACACAGCACCUCAGAGUUUAUUCUGAAAUAAUUGUGGAAAAGAAUGUGUUUCAUGAUCACCAAAUGUCCCUUGUGUGACAUAUCAUUAAUUUUUAUACAAGUUCAUACACAGGGAUAUUAUUAAUGUUUAAAUCUUCUGACAACCUCUCAUUUGCCUCAUUGUUUAAUCAAAUAACAGAUCUCUAUAUAACUACAAUAAAAUUGUUCACAUAUAAUUUCCAUAGAGGAAAUAAGUGACAUUUUAUUAUCAAAAUAAAAGAGAGAAACACGUAGCAUAUAUAUCACUAAAUGUAAGAAUGUAAUAUUUUGUGUUUCUUUGCAGUUCCUUCCAAAUUUGGUCCCCAUUGGGAAUUUAAGUGUGCUGUUUUAGAAAAUUUUAGUCAAUAACAUUAAAUAUAUUGUUAACAAUAAACUGUAACAUACGAAUUAAUAUAAACCAAAUAAAGUCUAUGUUUCUUCGCAA